Molecule: messenger RNA, 1083 nt
Organism: Capronia coronata CBS 617.96
Lineage: Eukaryota; Fungi; Ascomycota; Eurotiomycetes; Chaetothyriales; Herpotrichiellaceae
Exons: 1
Coding region: 1-1083 (360 amino acids)
Cellular component (GO): nucleus; cytoplasm
Source: RefSeq, a predicted model, not a curated record
AUGGCUGCGGAAACGGCUGCGAAGAGAGUCAAGACCGACCCUCGCAUCAUCGGAACUCACAAUGGCCAUUUCCACGCCGACGAAGCCCUGGCCGUGUACAUGCUUCGGCUCCUCCCAGAGUAUGCCUCGGCCGCUUUGAUCAGGACCCGGGAUCCCAGUCUCCUGGAGACCUGCCACACGGUCGUCGAUGUUGGUGGAGAGUACGACGUCUCAAGCAAUCGCUAUGACCACCACCAGCGUACCUUCGACACAGCCUUCCCCGAGCACAAAACCAAACUCUCAUCUGCCGGACUUGUCUACAUGCAUUUUGGCAAAGCCAUCAUUGCACAGCAUACCAAACUCCCCCUCGAUCACCCCGACGUGGACCUCCUGUACCGAAAACUCUACGACGACUUUGUCGAAGCGGUGGACGCGAAUGACAACGGAAUCUCAAAGUAUGACGAUUCGCUCCUGAAACAAGCUGGCAUUGAGAAGAGGUUCAAGGACGGUGGGAUCACACUUCCUAGCUUGGUGAAUGACUUGAACCAUGAAGACCCUCUGUCGCUGGGUGCCCCUUCCCGAAACACCGAAGCGGAACCGCAAGCAGAAGAAGACUACCGGUUCUCCCAAGCCUCGGCUCUGAUGGGCAAUGCAUUUCUUCGCAAACUUCAUGGUGCUGCCACCGCCUGGCUUCCCGCCCGAACAGUCGUUAAGGAUGCCUUCAACACGCGUUCGGCUGCACACCCCUCAGGCCAGCUUCUGGUCUUACCUCGUGCGGGUAUCCCGUGGAAGGAGCAUCUCUACAACAUCGAGGAGGAGGCGGGUCUCGUGGACGACCAGAAGAUUCUCUACGUGAUAUAUCCCGAGAAAGAAGAACCCGGCUCGAAGUGGAGGAUUCAAACUGUCAGCAAAGAUCUAUCGAGCUUCGAAAACCGCAAAAGUCUACCAGAGCCAUGGCGCGGCGUCAGAGAUGCGGAGCUGGACACCUUGCUAGGUGAUAAUGUUGAGGAUGGAGCCGUUUUCGUACAUGCGAGCGGAUUCAUUGGAGGUCACAAGACGGAAGCUGGAGUGCGUGCUAUGGCUGCAUUGGCCCUGGCCGCAUGA